Molecule: messenger RNA, 1813 nt
Organism: Sinocyclocheilus anshuiensis
Lineage: Eukaryota; Metazoa; Chordata; Actinopteri; Cypriniformes; Cyprinidae
Gene: ppp2r2aa
Product: protein phosphatase 2, regulatory subunit B, alpha a
Exons: 10
Coding region: 234-1574 (446 amino acids)
Cellular component (GO): protein phosphatase type 2A complex
Molecular function (GO): protein binding; protein phosphatase regulator activity
Source: RefSeq, a predicted model, not a curated record
ACCACGCACGUUCACUGAACGUCGUUCAGCGCGUGUGGUGAUAGAAUGAUAGAAAAGCUAAACACGCUUCUGUACGGAGGGAAUUAUGAAAUCAAACCGUAUUCUAGCACUUUGUUAAGAAAACCAACCUUCUCUUAUUAGAAUAUCUUUAUGAAAUAACCGAGUCAGAGGAAAAGACGCUUGAAAUCAACAUAGAAAAAUAAGGCCCAGGACUGAAUCAGAUCCAGCCCAGCAUGGACGGAGAUGGAGACGGCCAGAGCCGCUGGUGUCUGUCCCAGGUCAAAGGAGCCGUAGAUGAUGAUGUAGCCGAAGCUGACAUCAUCUCUGCGGUGGAGUUCAGUCAUUCCGGGGAGCUUUUGGCCACAGGAGAUCGAGGUGGAAGAAUAGUGAUCUUCCAGCAAGAGCAAGAGAGUAAGAACUUGCCGCAGUGCCGCACUGAAUAUAACGUCUACAGCACGUUCCAGAGUCACGAGCCGGAGUUCGACUAUCUGAAGAGUCUGGAAAUCGAGGAAAAGAUCAACAAGAUCCGCUGGCUUCCUCAGAAAAAUGCUGCACACUUCCUGUUGUCCACAAACGAUAAAACCAUCAAGCUCUGGAAAAUCAGUGAACGAGACAAACGACCAGAGGGUUAUAACCUCAAAGAAGAGGAUGGCCGCUACAGGCAUCCGUCAUCCCUCACAACACUACGGGUUCCAGUGUUCCAGCCGAUGGACCUGAUGGUGGAGGCGAGUCCGCGGCGGGUUUACUCCAACGCUCACACCUACCACAUCAACUCCAUCUCUGUCAACAGCGACAACGAGACGUAUCUGUCCGCCGAUGACCUCCGGAUCAAUCUGUGGCACCUGGACUUCACCGACCGAAGCUUCAACAUUGUUGAUAUCAAGCCGGCCAACAUGGAGGAGCUGACAGAGGUGAUCACGGCUUCAGAGUUUCACCCGCUUCAGUGCAACACGUUUGUGUACGGCAGCAGCAAGGGCUCCGUGCGCCUGUGUGACAUGAGGGCGUCUGCGCUGUGUGACCAACACUCCAAAUUGUUUGAGGAACCCGAGGACCCCAGCACACGCUCCUUCUUCUCGGAAAUCAUCUCAUCCAUCUCAGACGUCAAGUUCAGUCACAGCGGCCGAUACAUGAUGACCAGAGAUUAUCUGACCCUCAAGAUCUGGGACCUGCACAUGGAGAGUCGACCGGUGGAAACCUACCAGGUUCAUGGUUAUCUCAGGAGUAAGCUGUGCUCUCUCUACGAGAACGACUGCAUCUUUGAUAAGUUUGAGUGCUGCUGGAGGGGCGAUGACAGCGAGGUCAUGACGGGCUCUUACAACAACUUCUUCCGGAUGUUCAAUCGCGACGCCCAGCGCGACGUGACCCUGGAAGCCUCGUGGGAGAACGGCUCCCCUGGAUGCCCGCUCAAGACCUGGCGCGUGUGCACGGGGAGCCGGCGCAAGAGGAGCGAGAUCGGCGUCGACUGCCUGGACUUCAGCAGAAAGAUCCUCUACACCUCCUGGCAUCCUCAGGAUAGCAUCGUCGCACUGGCCACAGUCAAUAACCUUUACAUAUUCCAGGAGAAAGCCAAUUAGGAAUUUCGAACGGCUUCGUCCCCAUUCCUAGCUCCAAGAGUCAGACUGGAUACACGCCAAGCACAAGGUCUCUCCUGAAACUCAUAGUCUUAAUAUUAACCACUGUAGUACACAAAAACCUUUGGGUUAUUCUAUUACGUUAAUUGAUACACUGUAGGCCGGAGGAAGGGAUUUUUAGUUGUAUUACUGUAUUUGUUUUUUUAUUUUUAUUUUGCACAUCGUCCGUUUUAGCUUUAAUC